AUGGCCCCUACUACUCGUGGUGCGUCGCGCCAGCAACCUAGCAGUCCCCUUGCCUCCGGCUCCGAGUACCACGAAAGCAAUGCGUCCAUGGAUGUUGAGGAGAACCCGCAACCGGAGGACGAAGACGAGGAGGAACCGGUUGAGUACGGCGUGUCCUCUCGCGGCAGACGUAUCGCAAAGAAAUCGUAUCAAGAGUCUGCCAGCGAGGACGAUCCCCUCGACUCAAUAUCCCCGAAGGGGAAGAGCAAGGAAGCCCCACCGGCGAACGAGGGCGAGGAAUCAGACGGGCCCCAAUCACGCUACGCCCUUCGUCGCACUCGUAACCGCCCCCAGAUGAAUGGUUUCAUUGUCAGUGACGAGGAGGAUGGGGAGGCGAAGGUUGGCCGAUACCCUACGCGUAACAGAACGAGAAACGGCGCAAAUGGUCGACCAAGCGGCGGUGGUCGUCUUACGCGACGAUCGAACGGACGUUCGCAAACUCAAGCCUCCUCUUCACGCCCGACUCGCAAUCGUUUGUCCACCCGCCGCACCCGCUCCAGUACUCGAAACAACGAAGAUGACGAGGAUGGUUACGUUGAUGAGCCCUCCUCUGGCUCGGCUGAUGGCGAGGGCUCUAUCGAUGAGGCACCUGUCACCUCCCCAGAACCCGAAGCAGAUGCAGACGCCGAUGGGGAGGCCGAUGUCGACGGUGAAGGCGACGCAGGACCAGAACAGGACGGCAAACCGUAUUCCCUUCGUCAACGGGCGAAGAUCAACUACGCCAUCCCACCGCCUCUCGAGGAGAUGCUCCCCCCUCCGAAACCCCGGUCGGGCGGCUAUAAGUCCCACGGUCGUCAUCCUAACCGUCCAAAGCCCCCUGGCUGGAGCGCGACGGGCGCGGAGUUGAGCAAAUGGAUGGGUGGCGGGGGAGAUGAUUCUGACUCUGACUACGCCACUCGCACGCCUCGCAAACCGUUUGGUGGCAUCUCAGGGGCUGGAGGUAGUGGUGGCAUCUUUGCUGGGGGCGCAGGUGCUGCUGGAGGCUUCCUGCCUGGCGAUCUUGCCGCAGCUGCGGGUACCCCGUCCAACCUCGGCAAAGUGGGAGACUCCGCUCUCGCCGAUGCCGACCCCCUCGGCGUGAACCAGAACGUGACGUUCGACGAAGUCGGUGGUCUCGAUGACCACAUCAACUCGCUGAAGGAGAUGACACUCCUCCCUCUACUAUAUCCUGAAGUCUUCCAGCGAUUCAAUCUUACCCCACCACGCGGUGUUCUUUUCCAUGGUCCGCCGGGUACGGGUAAGACUUUGCUGGCGCGUGCACUGGCAGCUAGCUGUCGAUCGAAUGGGAAGGGUAUAUCUUUCUUCAUGCGUAAGGGAGCGGACUGCUUGUCUAAAUGGGUCGGCGAGGCCGAGCGCCAGCUUCGGCUACUCUUCGAGGAGGCUCGCAAUCAGCAACCAAGCAUCAUCUUUUUCGACGAGAUCGACGGUCUCGCGCCUGUGCGUUCGUCAAAGCAGGACCAGAUCCAUGCCUCCAUCGUGUCGACUCUCCUGGCACUUAUGGACGGCAUGGACGGUCGCGGCCAGGUAGUCGUCAUUGGCGCCACCAACCGUCCAGACGCUGUCGAUCCAGCGUUGCGGCGUCCAGGUCGCUUCGACAGGGAGUUUUACUUUCCGCUUCCUAACCUGGAGGCGCGGGAGAAGAUCCUGAGUGUCAUGACGAAGAAAUGGGCUGGUUGGGACGGUGAGAAAGGCGCUGAGAACGCGAAGGGAUUGGCUAAGCUCACGAAGGGUUAUGGCGGCGCCGACCUCAGGGCACUAUGUACGGAAGCUGCACUGAACGCCGUGCAGCGUCGGUAUCCCCAAAUCUACAAGUCGAACGAUCGACUGUUGCUCAAGCCCGAGACUAUCGAAGUCGAGCUCCGUGAUUUUAUGAUCUCGGUCAAGAAACUCAUACCCUCCUCGGCGCGUUCAGUGUCCUCGGCCACGUCCCCGCUUCCUACACAACUCGUUCCGCUCCUGCAAGAGCCGCUGGACAAGAUUAAGGAGGUCAUCGGCAAGGUCUUGCCUGUGAGCAAGAAGCGCACCGCGCUGGAGGAGGCAGAGUGGGAGGACGUCGGUGGCUCAGAAGGCGCGCUUGAGCGGGAACUCAUGAUGCAGUCUAUGGAGACGCUGCGCAUAUACCGCCCGAGGGUGGUCUUACACGGUCCAGCCGGCAUGGGACAGAGCUACGUUGCUGCUGCUGCGCUGCAUCAUUUGGAAGGGUACCACAUCCAGAGUCUCGAUCUUGGAUCACUGUUGUCUGACUCGACUCGGACUCCCGAGGCUGCUAUCGUUCAGCUUUUCGUAGAGGCCAAGCGUCACCAGCCAUCAGUGGUGUAUAUCCCAUCUUUGAUUGGAUGGUGUGCCGCCGUCACGGAGACCGCGCGGACUACUGUACGCGCCAUGCUCGAUACUCUCUCGCCAACAGAUCCCGUGCUUCUUCUCGCGGUAGUAGAUGGCGCCUUCUUGCAACUGCCCCGCGACGUGCGGCAAUGGUUUGGUCCCAUCCGCGAGAACCGCGUUGCCCUUGUCGCGCCUAGUACAACGCAGAGGGAUGCGUUCUUCGAAGGGCUGUUGAAGGAUGUACGGCGACCGCCUAUCGAUUUCCCAGAUGGGAUGAAGCGGAAGAAGCGGGUGCUUGAAGAGCUGCCUAUCGCGCCUCCUCUGGAGCCUCGGCAGCCGUCAGCGGCGGAGCUCGCAUUGCAGCAGGACAACGACCAACGUAUCAUCACGUUGCUCAAGUACCGGCUUGGACCCAUCCUGAGCGAGCUGAAGAGGAAGUUCAAGCGCUUCACUAAGCGUGCGGCAGAGGAGUACAACUACGAUUUUAGCGCGCCUAGGCCUCCGCCUCAAGUUCAGGUAGUCGCACAAUCCGUCGAAGUGCACACCGAGCCGAACGGCGUCAUGGAGAUCGUCGAUGGGCAGGCUGAGCAGCAAGUUGUAGAGGUUGCCGUUGUCAACCAGGUCCAGGAGCAGCUAGUACAAGAGCCACCUCUCUUUGACAUGGAUCUCGAGCGGAUGAACGUUGAACUAUACAAGGGCCGCUACCUGACACCAGACGACUUCCUUGACGACAUUCGUAAAAUUGUUCACAACGCGAGCGUCAGGAUCAACGAGGACCCAGAGCGGCUAUUCAGGGCGCAGGCGAUGCUCACCGCGGCCGAGGUCAGCUGUCAAGACUUCGACCCGCAGUUCAGACUCGAUUGCCAGCGCAUGGCUGCCCGUGAGCGCCAGAGGCGGGAUGAGUUCAGGAAGACCAAGCAGCAAGAAAAGGCCGCCGAGCAGCCCGUGCAGAAUGGGGAGUACGCUCCCGGCACUCGGCGCAGUGCCCGCCAUACUGGUCAGGAGCCCGAGAUCGCGAUCACAGACCCGGUGCAGCUGGAGCGCAAGCUCAAGAGACAACGGUCGAACGGGGUUGAGGCAACUCCUUCUGAGGAUGAGAUUGGCGAGCAUGUUGCAAAGAAGUCCCGGACCGAUGGCGAGGAUGCGGGUCCUUCUGGCGAGCCACAGUCCCCGACUACGGGUGGUCGCUCGUUGAGUGUGCGUUUCGCGGAUGAGGUUGCGCCCGGGAUACAAUCGGCAUCUGGCAACGAAGGUACCACGGCCACCUCCGAGCCCAAUGCAGAUGACACACAGGAGGCUCCUCGUCGAUCCGGCUUCGACCCCGCACUUCUCAACCCUUUAUCUCCCACAGACGCCCGUGCCGGUAUACCUACCGAUCCUCCCGAUAAUCCGUUCACCGCGACGCCCUCCACCUCUGCAGCUGUCCUUCCUCAGACGCAGGUAGUUCCACAGCCCAACGGUACCAGCAGUAACGCGAACGGGCUGCCAGCCGAUGCCAGCAUCAUCCUAGACGGCGAAGGCGACCAUCCAAUGGAAGGCACUCAGCCCGCAGAAGCGCUCGAGGCAGAGCCUCAGCUUGAGGUGCCGAUGGAGGUUGAGAGGUCCCCGACGCCUCUUCCCGACUUCCAUAUCGAUGAAGACUCGUUCACAGAGCUCAAAACUUACCUGCGUGACGCCACGGGAUCGCUCAACAUCGAGCAGCUUGAGCAGCUACGUGCAACGUGUCUCGGCUUAGUCUGGCGGCAUCGACAGGAUUGGGAUCGGACUAUCCUCUUACGAGAGCUGAAGGAGGAGGCGCAGGAGUUCAUUCAAGAGGUAUCGUUGGAUGAUGUAGACGCGGCAACUCCCUGA
Molecule: messenger RNA, 4212 nt
Organism: Dichomitus squalens LYAD-421 SS1
Lineage: Eukaryota; Fungi; Basidiomycota; Agaricomycetes; Polyporales; Polyporaceae
Product: AAA-domain-containing protein
Exons: 9
Coding region: 1-4212 (1403 amino acids)
Biological process (GO): positive regulation of transcription by RNA polymerase II
Cellular component (GO): nucleus
Molecular function (GO): ATP binding; ATP hydrolysis activity; histone binding
Source: RefSeq, a predicted model, not a curated record